Molecule: messenger RNA, 319 nt
Organism: Radiomyces spectabilis
Lineage: Eukaryota; Fungi; Mucoromycota; Mucoromycetes; Mucorales; Radiomycetaceae
Exons: 1
Coding region: 107-274 (55 amino acids)
Source: RefSeq, a predicted model, not a curated record
UUUAUCUGCUGCUGUUCUUUAUUGGAUUGCGCGUCAUGAUUUUUGCAUAGUUUAAUUUAAAGCACGAAGCCGCACUUGGAAAUAAAACUAGCUGAACCUCAGUUAAAUGAAGGGAAACCAACAAUAUCAGCUUCCGAUCAUGCAAGCAAUGGGGCCAUUAUUCGGGCAUUCGCGCGGGCAAACUUCCUCUUGCUUCAAGUUGUGCUUUCCCUCGGCAUAUCAUCACGUUCUCCAUCGUACAAUUCAUAUUUGGCACAAGGGAUGUUACAUUUGAAUAUCUGAGUAUUGAUCGUCAUUGGUAGUGUAAAAUUAUUUGGGC